Messenger RNA from Culicoides brevitarsis, 1857 nucleotides. Its product is annotated as cilia- and flagella-associated protein 206. Bases 1 to 1857 code for a protein of 618 amino acids. Gene Ontology annotation, cellular component: ciliary basal body; axoneme. The transcript is spliced from 3 exons. Lineage: Eukaryota; Metazoa; Arthropoda; Insecta; Diptera; Ceratopogonidae. The record is from RefSeq and is a predicted model, not a curated record. Gene Ontology annotation, biological process: regulation of cilium beat frequency.
AUGGCCCUUAAAAUAAAGAAAUUACAAUUAAACUCAAGUAACUUGACAAAAAACAUUGUGCGUGAAAUAAUUCGCGAAUUAGACGAUCAAAAUGUCAAAGGCAUUGAAAAAUCUUUCGUCGAAUAUGUCGUUGACUUGUUAUCGCUCAACAACAGCGUUGACUUUUCCAAAUCCGUAAUUAAUCGAAAUUUAAUUGAAGAGUUCAUCGACCGUUGCAUUGCGAAAAUUUGCGAUCAAUCAGCGCCCUCUACAGUUGCUUUGAAGAUGCAAGCGUACUUUUUCGAAAAUUUCAUAGAACGCGAUGAAAUAAUUGGAAACUACAUGAAACAAAUGAUGGCGAAAACAGCAACAAUCACGAAGGAAAUCACCGAGGCAGAAGUUGUAUCGCGCGAUGAUCAAGACGAGUUGAUAAAAAAAAUCAUCAUCGAUAUUAUCACAAAGAGUUCCCUUGGAAAUCCGAAUGAUUCGUUAAUAUUGACGGAAACUUCUAAUGCUUUGCAUUCUGUGAUGUCUCGAGUGGAUAUUGAAAAUUUCAUUGCACUGAACAAGAAUGACAGAGUCAAUUCUCUUGUAGAAAUUCGUGAAAUUGUAACAGGGAUCAUUUUGUUUAAUCAAGAUGCGGGAAAUUCAUCAAUUACUUUAAUGGAGUUACCUCAAAUCCUCGAACAAUCUUACGAAUCCACAAAAUCAAUCCUUCAAAUAACUUUAUGUGAAAUUUUGGAUCGAAUCAAUCUCCUCACGAGCGCUAUAAGUUCCGCCAUUUCCAACGACUUCAAAAAUCGUCAAAUAAUCGUUUUACUUCCGCAAAAUGUCACUGCAGAAGACUUUGAAACAGUAAAAAAUUCCCUCAUCAUGAAUCGCCAACACGAAAUUUUUACCCGCAAAUUGAGUGAGUUCUUGGAAAAUGUCAAACUGGAUAUCGACAAAAACAACCAUCGAUAUAACGAGACCCUGAAAUUGAUUCAUGAAACGGUGCAAUUUCGAACAGCAAUUCCAACGGAAAAAGUUUUUCCUAAAUUCGCUGAGUUAAGUAAAUGUUGGAGUCGAUUGCAGAAUAAUAUUUAUUUGUUGUCCGAAAUAAAUCAAAUUAACAAUCAACUGUUGCAAUUAAGUGAGAAAGCUGUUUGUUGCGAUGAGAUAGCUUAUAAACUAUUAGGAGAUAGUGUCAUUGAAACCGACGAAGAACGAUCCGCUCGUUACAAAGACAAAAAAAUUUCACUCUUGGGCGAUAAUUGCUCCGUUCAACCGUACAACAAAAAAAUGAAACUCGAAUAUUACGGAUUUUGUACCUGGAUGUUGUCCCAAGGUCGAGGCAUUUUAAUCCCAGGACUUCCCGAAACGGGAAUAAUUGUUUAUCGCAAUGCAAAUUACGCCUUUAGUUCACCCGAAGUAGCUCUGAUGUUCGAAGAUACGCCCGAAAAAUUAAUGUACAAAAUAAUCGAAACAGCCAAAAAUCGAAUUGAACUUAUUCGCUUGUUAGACAUUUACGAUCAAAUGAAGAGUUUCGAAGUUUGUAGCUCCAAAGUUGACGAGGGAAGUUGUGAGUUGGUUAAACAAACAAACGAUCAAGAAGUUCAAACGGAGCUUCAUCCGAUCCCGUAUCACAAAGAUGAGCGAUAUAUGUGGAAUAUUUGGGAUAUUCGUAAAAAAGCGAUUCAGUUGGCGAAUUUGAGGAAAUGUGCAACGACAUCAGCGCAAACAAUGUUGUCGUAUCAGAAAUAUAACGUGAAUGUGCAAACGAAUCGGCAGAAAAACAGUGCAAAGUCACAAACAAGUACGGAAUCGUAUACACAAAAGUCGGGGUUUUCUUUCGAAGAUGAUCUUAGUUCGUGUUUGGAAGUUACAAAAUUGCAAUAG